Molecule: messenger RNA, 198 nt
Organism: Perkinsus marinus ATCC 50983
Lineage: Eukaryota; Perkinsozoa; Perkinsida; Perkinsidae
Exons: 2
Coding region: 1-198 (65 amino acids)
Source: RefSeq, a predicted model, not a curated record
AUGGAUAUCACGAAGAGCGGUAUCGUUACUAAAUAUGAGUUUGAUAAGGCGAUCCAUGGUAUCCCAGGGAUUGAGCUUUCGGACGAUGAAGUUCAUAAGAUAUUCGAACGCCUUGAUGUGGAGAACAAAGGCAUGUCUGACUACGCGUUCUUUGGACCGCGACAUCAGGAUUCCUGCUACCAGCCGACUUCGGCAUAA